This is a messenger RNA of Equus caballus (horse), 1439 nucleotides long. NCBI's taxonomy places the organism in Eukaryota, Metazoa, Chordata, Mammalia, Perissodactyla, Equidae. The record is from RefSeq and is a predicted model, not a curated record.
GCCAGGAUGGCGGCCCAGGUGACACUGGAGGAUGCGCUGUCCAACGUGGAUCUCCUAGAAGAGCUGCCUCUGCCUGACCAGCAGCCCUGUAUUGAGCCCCCACCAUCCUCACUGCUAUACCAGCCAAAUUUCAACACUAACUUUGAAGACAGAAAUGCAUUUGUCACUGGCAUUGCAAGAUACAUCGAACAGGCGACUGUCCAUUCUAGCAUGAAUGAGAUGCUGGAGGAAGGCCAAGAGUAUGCUGUCAUGCUGUACACCUGGAGGAGCUGCUCUCGGGCCAUCCCACAGGUGAAAUGUAAUGAGCAGCCUAACAGAGUGGAAAUUUGUGAGAAAACUGUGGAGGUCCUCGAGCCUGAGGUCACAAAACUGAUGAAUUUUAUGUACUUCCAGAGAAAUGCCAUUGAGCGUUUCUGUGGGGAGGUGAGGCGCCUGUGCCACACGGAGAGGAGGAAGGACUUUGUGUCUGAGGCCUACCUGAUCACACUGGGCAAGUUCAUCAACAUGUUUGCUGUGCUGGAUGAGCUGAAGAACAUGAAGUGCAGUGUGAAGAACGACCACUCAGCAUACAAGAGGGCUGCUCAGUUUUUGCGGAAAAUGGCGGACCCACAGUCCAUCCAGGAAUCUCAGAAUCUGUCCAUGUUCCUGGCCAACCACAACAAGAUCACACAAUCUCUGCAGCAACAGCUCGAAGUGAUUUCUGGCUAUGAAGAGCUCCUCGCUGACAUCGGGAAUCUGUGUGUGGAUUACUAUGAAAACAGGAUGUACUUGACACCCAGUGAAAAACACAUGCUUCUCAAACAUCCUCUGCCCUGCACACAGCCUAUAGUUGCACUACAGGCUCUUGACACAUUCCUGUGAGUAUGUCCUGGGCUUGACCCCGGUGCCAGGUGGAUCACAUGCCCACCCCCAGAAAAGGUGCUUGUGGGUGAGGAGGUCCUGGGUCCAGGGUUUCUCCCAGCAUUAAGCUUCUGUAGUACACGUUAUACCUUAUUCCACCUAUCAAGGAUGUGAUUCCGAGGAAUUAAAUAUACUGUGUCACCAUGAUUAAAGUAGACCUGUUGUUCCAGAAACAGCCAUUCACCAUAUUGUUCGUUAUUAUUCUAUUUCAAGAUGAGGAGGUUUUCAGUGACAUUCCUCGUGGGGCCAGGAGAAGGUGGUUCCGCCAUUCCCUUUGCUCUGCCCUCCACGUUUGUGGAGGGAAGCCCUGGAGACCCUGUGCUGCAUGUCCGGCCGCCCAAAGCCCUCCCUGCAAGAGCGGGCCCAACCCCAAGACCUCAUCACACUGGAGAGCCCACUGGAUAGCACACUGUGACGGCUGAAAUGUUCUGUCGGUGCUGUCUGGUGCAGGGGCCCCUGGCUAUGGGUGCUCAUGGAAAUCCGUAUUUUGUACUGCAUUGUGCUUGAUGAGAGGUGGAGCUGAUGUGUGUGCCUGGGGA